Molecule: messenger RNA, 9257 nt
Organism: Owenia fusiformis
Lineage: Eukaryota; Metazoa; Annelida; Polychaeta; Sabellida; Oweniidae
Source: the annotation of a GenBank genome assembly
CAGUAAUGAGCAUGGCGUCUAUAAUUGAUAAACAGGAUGAGGAUGGUGUCUAUCCUGAUGUCCUCACUUGUUCGAUAUGUCUAGAACUCUUAACUGAUCCAAAAGUUACUCCCUGUAUGCAUACAGUUUGCCGUGGGUGUCUCGACAAGUGGAUUGAUCAAAAAGGACAAGAGAAAUGCCCUUGUCCGGUCUGCACCAUCGAGUUUGAGCCUCCAAAAGAUGGCGCCAAAGGCCUUAAGGGGAACUACAUCCUAAAUAACAUGCUAGAUGCGCUACAGAAAAGACUAAGGAGGAAAUGCGACGGUGAUGUGCAAUAUUGCAACAUAUGCCUUAAUGAUGAUGAGAAGGUCAAGGCGACAUCCAAAUGCAUUGACUGUGAUCAAUAUAUAUGUAAAGCUUGCACUCGAGCACACAGUAACAUUAAAGCCUUGAAGGACCAUAAAGUUAUUCAAAUUACUGGAGACGAACGCAAAGAUACCAAGGCUUUACUUCAGGUGAUUCCAAAGCGUAUGAAAUUUUGCGCUUCUCACGCUGAUGAACAAUUAAAGUUCUACUGUAUAAGAUGCAAGGAAGUUCUUUGCAGGGACUGUUGUAUAACAACGCAUAGUGGACACAAUUGUGAAAAUUUGAUAGAACAUGUGAAAGAAGACAUGAAAAAUAUUGCAACUCUAAUUCAAACAUCUGUUCAGAGAGAGGAGGAAGUGGACAUUGCAGUUCGGGACGUAAACGACUAUAAAGAGAGCCUACAAAAAGAUGCCUUGGAUGUGGAAACCAAGAUUACUAAAAAUGGACAACUCCAAAUUGCCCUUAUCAAUGAAUACUACAAUGAAGAACUCGGCAAGUUAGAACGAUUAAAGUCUGAAGAGUUUAAAAAAGCUGAUGCUCACAUCAACUAUCUUCAAAUGCAAAAUGGGAUCACGAAAAGCACGCGUCAACUCCUAGAUACCCAACAACAAUAUGGACACCCCGCUGAAAUCAUUAACAUGCGACAAGAGAUCGCAAAGAAGACUGAAGAAUGGUCAAAGCCGCAAAUGUUAAACUUUGACUCAAAGAUUGGGAUAACAUUCACUGAUGGGAUAUCGACAAACUCGUACUCAAGUCUGACACUUGGCAAAGUUGUCUCGAAGAGGAACAAUGCCAAACCAGAAGAUUUAUUUUCAUUCGGUUCAGAUGCAACAUUAAAAAGUGAUGCUUCUACACCUGGAGGUUUCAACUUUGGUGGUUCUGCAACUUCUGGUGGAUUUAAGUUUGAUGGAUUAUCUACUCCAAGUUCUGCCACUUCUGCCCCAAGCACUACAACAGCUUCUACAAGAGCAACAACACCUGGAGGGUUUAAAUUUAAUGGGGCAACACAAGCAACAUCGGCAGCAAGUGUCGCAACAAAAACUCCUCAGUUAGCUAUCCUGAAGUCCCUAUUGGAGAGUUCUAACGAUGGUGAUCAAAACGUUUCAGAUGAGAAGCCUAAAUCUCCAUUAGGUGGGUUUACCUUCUUCCAAGAAUGUGCAAAACUUUAUCGAUUUGACUCGGACACGAUGCAGUGGAAAGAACGUGGAACUGGCGUGAUAAAAAUCCUGAAGAGUAUUGAUGGCACCACUGUGCGAAUCCUCAUGAGACGUGAACACAUUUUAGCAGGGUUAAUCUGUGCAAAUCACAAAAUAACGCAGGAAAUGACCUUGACUGCAAUGCCGAAAAAUGACAAAUCCUGGAUAUGGCAUGCAGUGGAUUUCUACAAAGGCAAAUCAGUUCUUGAGCAAUUUUGUAUCAGUUUUAAGACUCCUGAAUCUGCAAAUAAGUUCAAAUUUGCUUUUGAAAGUGGCAAGAGAAUAAUGGCUGAGAUGCCAAAAUUACCUGAGAAGCCAAAACAACAGCCACUGAAAGUUGCUGACACAGUCGAUAUGUCUAAGUUUAAACCUAGUAAAGACAGCUGGGACUGUGAAACGUGUUACAUUAAUAAUCCGGGUGAUAAGACACAAUGCCCUGCUUGUUACACUGUUAAACCUGGCUGUGAACCCCCUGCUCAAGCCAAACCAGAAGGUUUAACAUUUGGAUCAGGCGGUUCUUGUUGUGCAGCUGCCUCAGCAGGAGGAAUGAAGUUUGCUAGUUUCGCUGCCCCAAGUGCUACAACAUCUGGAGGUAUUCGAUUUGAUGGAUCGUCUGUUCAAAGUAUUUCCACUUCUACUCCAAGUUCUGCCACUUCUGCUCCAAUCGCUAUCGCAACUUCUACAAGCACUUCAACAUCUGGAGGAUUAAAAUGUGGUUCAAGUACUGUCACCGCUGCUCCAAGCACUCCCACCACAUCCUCUACAAGCACGUCAAAACUUGGCGAUGCCUUCAACUUUGUCAGCACACUGUCAUCGUCCAAGGCAGCCAUUGAAAAGAGCCCUAUAUCGAGAGGAGAAGAUAUCAAAGUAGAAUCGUCAUCUUUAACGGAAACUCAAGGUGGCUUUGAAAUCGCUACCCAGAUAAGAGGCCUAUUUGGUAACCCACAAACCACAACUACUGGGACAUCAUUGCUCGAAAAAACUACACAGACUGGAGGCUUUUUCGGUAACACACGAGCCACAACUACUAGAACGUCAUUGAUCAGAAACACUACUGCCUGUACUGGAGGCCUAUUUGCCAACACACAAACCACAACUACCGUAACGUCAUUGUUCGGAAACACUACACAGACUGCAACUGGAGGACUGUUUGGCAGCUCAGCAGCAACAGGGUUUGGUGCGGCUGCACAUGCAGACACCACAGUGAAGUUUAAUCCUGUACAGGGAAUCGACAUAAUGUGGAAGGAUGGAGUAUCCACGCAAACCACAACCAGAUACCAGUGCAUUACUGCCAUGGAGGAAUAUGAUUCCAAAAGCAUGGAGGAACUUCGUGUCGAUGACUACCUGGCUAAUUGGAAGGGUGCCCAGGCACAGUCACAUGUGUCAACCCCAGUCACAUGUUGUGCAUUUGGGGCAAAAACUCCAGGUGGCUUUGGAACCACUACCCAGACUGGAGGCCUACUUGGUAACCCACAAACCACAAAUACUGGAACAUCAUUGUUAGGAAACGCUACCCAGACUGGAGGCCUGUUUGGUAACACACAACCCAAAACUACUGGAACAUCAUUGUUCGGAAACACUACCCAGACUGGAGGCCUAUUUGGUAACACACGAACAACAACUACUGGAAGGUCAUUGUUUGGAAACACUGCAAAGACUGACGGCCUAUUUGGUAACACACAAACCAAAACUACUGGAACGUCAUUGUUGGGAAAAACUACCAAAACUGCAACUGUAGGACUGUUUGGCGGCACAGCCGCAACAAGGUUUGGCACAGCUACACCUACAGGCACCACAGUGACGUUUAACCCCGUGCAGGAAAGUGACACAAUGAUGAAGGGUGGAGUAUCUACGCAAAUCAAAAGCACAUCUAGUGGGCAAAUCCAGGGACUUGGCCAUGGAGUUCCCGCUCAAGGUCAUCGAGGGCAAUUCCAGGUAUUAGGAUUUCAUCCAGGGUCUCGUCCAGUUGCCCAGGCACCUAUGCCAGCCCCUGGAUAUUUUAGUACACCUCCUAAACAAGCUAUUUCUGGAUCCUCUUCUCAAGGCUCCAUACCUGUUAGUAUAAAUACUUUGGCAGUAACCGGAUCCCCACUCACAAUGGCUGCUACGACUGUCAGCUCAACAAUGCCACCAAAUAUGGUAACAUCAAACACAUCUGGACUCCCUUCACAAUUUCCAGUUGGAGCUGAAGUUGGUACGCCAUUCACUCUAGCAAUGCCGCAAAAUACACCUACCAUCCCACCUGCUUCUGUUCCCAUAGCAACCAAUGUUCCUGCUGCAGCCAGUGUCCCUUUAGCAACCAGUGUGAGUGCAGCCCAGAUUGUCACUGGCACACCUAUCAAGGUUUCUUCCGAAGCAACAUCAUUAUACCCAGUGAUAACCCCUGUUACUCCACCUACCACAGGUAUUACACCAAAAUCCCCGAAAGAUUUGAAAGCUGGAGGAAAAAUGGGACGUGAUAGGCGGAUAUCUGAGAGAUCAUCAGAUGGCGAAUACUACCAUGAAAACGACAGCUAUAAUGAGCCUGAUUUUACUCCGAUUGUUCCUCUGCCAGAAAAAGUUGAAGUUGUCACUGGCGAAGAAGAUGAUGAGCCAAUAUUCCAAGAACGAGCAAAACUUUACCGAUUUGACUCGGAGACGAAGCAGUGGAAAGAACGUGGAACUGGUGAGAUGAAAAUCUUAAAACGUAUUGAUGGCACCUCUGUGCGAAUCCUCAUGAGACGUGAACAGGUUUUGAAAAUCUGUGCCAAUCAUAAAAUAACACAAGAAAUGGCCUUGUCUGCGAUGCCAAAAAAUGACAAAUCCUGGAUCUGGCAUGCAGUGGAUUUCUCCGAGGGCGAGUCAGUUCUUGAGCAAUUUUGUAUUAGGUUUAAGACGCCUGAAUUGGCAAAUGAGUUCAAAGCAGCUUUUGAAAAGGGAAAGAAAAUCAUGGCUGCAAUGCCGAAAUCACCCAUGAAGCCUAAAGAACAGCCAUUGAAAGUUGUUGACACAGUUGAUAUGUCUAAGUUUAAACCUAGUAAGGACAGCUGGGACUGUGAAACAUGUUACAUUAAUAAUCCGGGUGAUAGGACACAAUGCCCUGCUUGUAACACUGUUAAACCUGGCUGUGAACCCCCUCCUCAAGCCAAACCAGAAGGUUUUACAUUUGGAUCAGGCGGCUCUGGGUUUUCCUUUGGUUCAGGUGCAGCAUCAACUGGUGGUGCAGCUGCUACAUCUGGAGGUUUCAAGUUUGGUAGUUUGGCUACACCAGUAGCUGCUGUAGCUGUCACUAGUUCUUCAACUGGAGGAUUUAAAUUUGGUGGAUCAUCUACUCCAAGUUCUCCCACUUCUGCUUCAAGCACUACAACAGCUUUAACAAGUGCAACAACAUCAAGUGGAUUUAAGCUUGGUGGAACAUCUACUCCAAGUUCUAUCACUUCUGCUCCCAGCAGCGCCACAUCUACAAGCGCUGUAACAUCUGGAGGAUUUAAAUUUGGUGGAGCAACACCAACAACAACGGCAACAAGUGUCCCAGCGACAACUCCUAAGUCAGUUGGAUUUACUUUUGGGACUACGUCAGCUACCAAUACAAUGACAACAUCUAAUAAAGGGGCAGGAAUCCUGAAAUCUCUAUUGGAAAGUGGAGAUGAGUGCGAUCAGAAAGUUCCGGAUGAAACUGCUAAAUCUACAUUAGGUGGGUUUACCUUUUCAGAAAAGCCAAAGGUUGCUGAUGAGAAAAAACCUGAACCAGUUGCUAAGCCAGUUGAAGUGAAAAAGACUGAGGAAGCCCCUGCUGCUAAACCAUUUUCAUAUUUUUCAUUUGGGAGCACUAAAUCAACAGAAGAGAAAUCAAAACCUCUCGCUGCGUUCUCGUUUAAAGCUCCUGAACCGACAAAGAAACCAGAUGGUCCAUCUAGUGGUGUGCUUUUUGGGUCAUCUGGCGAUGCAUCAUCAUUUUCUAGCCUGGCUAGUGAGACUGCAAAGACCGAUGGUUUUAAGAAAACUGAAGGAUUUAAAGGAUUUGGUGGUGAGGGAACCCAGAUCUUUGGGAGUCCUAGUAGGACUAGAAAGGAGAGUGAGGGGAGUGAAGGGGGUGACGAUUAUGAGCCUAACGCUGAUUUUAAACCAAUAGUACCCCUUCCUGCUCUUGUAGAAGUCAAGACUGGAGAAGAAGAGGAAGAAGUUCUAUUCUCAGAACGUGCUAAAUUAUUCCGAUAUGAAACAGAGAAAAAGGAGUGGAAAGAACGAGGAUUGGGAAAUAUGAAAAUAUUGAAACAUAAAGAAACUAAAAAGCCAAGAAUUUUGAUGAGAAGGGAGCAAGUUUUGAAGAUUUGUGCAAACCACGCCAUAUCGACUGAAAUGAAAAUGGAACCCCAAAACCAGAGUGACAAAGCAUGGUGUUGGCAUGCUAAUGAUUUUGCAGAUGGUGAAUAUGUAGCCGAAUUUUUAGCUAUUAAAUUCAAAACUCCAGAACUUGCCAAAAAUUUCAAAGAUGUUUUUGAUGAAUGUCAAAAGAGACUUGGGGAGAUAUCUCAAGAUUCUUCGAAAGCAGAUGGCAGUGAAAAAGCCGGGAAUGUGGAUGACCUUGGUGAUCGGUUCAAACCAAAACAGGGAGACUGGGAAUGCCCUGGUUGCUAUGUCAACCAUGAAGCAAAUGUUGACUAUUGCAAUUGCUGCGGAUCGAAUAAACCAUCAGAUAAACAAGCAUCCAACGCUGAACCCAAAACAACCAAUGGGGAUCUGGCUGCCAUGUUUAAACCAGAAGAGGGAUCAUGGGAGUGCACUGACUGUUAUGUUAGGAAUGGUCCAAAACUAGUUACAUGCCCUGCUUGUGGAGCUACAAAACUUGGUGAAACAGUCCAAAAAUCUGAACCGAAAUCAUUGUUUGGGUCAGGGCCUACUGGCGUGAUUGGUGAAUCUGGAGGAUUCAGAUUUGGAUCGGGGGCUUCACCUUCCACUGCAGCAUUUAGUUUUGGGACGCAAAAGCCGACGAGUGAUACAGUUGAUGGAGCUAAACCAAGCAGUGGAUUUAGCUUUGGUAAAAAAUCUGAACAAUUCAGUUUUGGAAGUGCUAGUUCUCCAUCAGCUCAGAAAAAUGAAGCUGGAAGUAGCACAAGUGGACCACCUAGUAGCACAAAAGCAACAUUCAGCUCAGGUUUCUCAUUUAGCACUCCUACAACUAGUAGCUCAACGAAACCACUUGGAUCUGGAGGAUUCAGAUUUGGAUCAGGGGCUUCACCUUCCACUGCAGCAUUUAGUUUUGGGACGCAAAAGCCGACGAGUGAUACAGUUGAUGGAGCUAAACCAAGCGGUGGAUUUAGCUUUGGUAAAAAAUCUGAACGAUUCAGUUUUGGGAGUGCUAGUUCUUCAUCAGCUCAGAAAACUGAAGCUGGAAGUAGCACAAGUGGACCACCUAGUAGCACAAAAGCAACAUUCAGCUCAGGUUUCUCAUUUAGCACUCCUACAACUAGUAGCUCAACGAAACCACUUGGAUCUGGAGGAUUCAGAUUUGGAUCAGGGGCUUCACCUUCCACUGCAGCAUUUAGUUUUGGGACGCAAAAACCGACGAGUGAUACAGUUGAUGGAGCUAAACCAAGCAGUGGAUUUAGCUUUGGUAAAAAAUCUGAACAAUUCAGUUUUGGAAGUGCUAGUUCUUCAUCAGCUCAGAAAACUGAAGCUGAAAGUAGCACAAGUGGACCCCAUAGUAGCUCAAAUGGACCCUCUAGUAGCACAAAAGCAACAUUCUCAUUUGGAAAACAAUCUGAGCCAGAUUAUUCCACAACAGGGUUCUCAUUUGGAGCCAAAGAGGGCAGCACAGGUUUCUCAUUCAGCAUGACUCCUGCAGCUAGUAGCUCUACGAAACCACUUGAUCUUUCUAAAACUCCCACAGGGACAGCUAAAUCUCCAGGAGGAGAUGAGGGAUAUUACGUCAAUGAUGAUCAUGAUGUUCACUUUGAACCUAUUGUUCCAUUACCAGAUAAAGUUGAAGUGAAGACUGGCGAAGAAGAUGAAGACAUUUUGUUUGUGCACAGAGCUAAAUUAUUCCGAUAUGUCGAUACCCAAUGGAAAGAACGUGGUCUCGGGGAUAUUAAAAUCUUGAGACAAAAAUCAACAAAUAAAACCAGGCUUUUAAUGCGCCGCGAACAAAUCCUCAAAAUAUGUUGUAAUCACGCCAUAACAGAAGUAAUGGAAUUGAAACCAAUGUCAAAAGCAGACGGAAAAGCAUGGGUAUGGUUCGCAAUGGAUUGCUCUGAGGAAGAACCCAAACAAGAAAAUUUUGCCAUAAAAUUCAAAACUACUGAAAUUGCCCAACAGUUUAAAGACAUUUUUGACAAAGCAAAGUCAAACAGCUCAGAUCUUAAACCAGUUGAGAAUAUUUCUGAGGGGUCUGUGACACCUAAAAAAGACUCCUCUGCUAAAAAAGAAGAAUUUGUGCUCAAAUCUGAUGUAUCAACUACACCAGCUGAUGCCAAACCUUCCGAAUUUAAAUUCACUCCCUCACCCCCUGCUCAAAAAUUCACAAGUCCUCAAGUUUGCGAUGCCUUAAGUUUUGUCAGCACACCUCCUUCAUCAAAAACAACUAAUGAACAGAGCCCUCUAGUGAGAAAAGACGAUAUUAAAGUUGAAGCGCCAUCUUUUACAGAAACUGAAGAUUCAAAUGAUGACAUCGAAAUUGUAUAUGAAUGGAAGCCAACUCCCGAGCAAAAGAAACUGGCAGAAAAAUAUAUGUUGAAUCCAGGAUUCUACCGUUCAUUAGAGGCACCACCCUGUCCAGGAUGCCGAGGCUGCGACGAGGAGGAUUUGAUAGAGAGAGCAGAGACAACAUCAGCAGCACAGUCACUGCUUGGACAGCUCCUUUCUAGCACAACACCUGAAGUCCAAGAGCAAACUCUUACUCAACAAAUUUCCUCAACAACUGGUAACCAUGGCAACCUCAAACUCGCUGCAAAGCAGGUUCCAGUCGAAGAGGAGAUAGUUUCAUCGAGUACGGGUGUACAAGGCGAUUGUGGCAAUUUAUCAUAUAGUAAAGAAUUGAACAAAGGGGCUAGUGCUACUGUCAGUGAGGAAAUCAUUACUUCAACAACUGCUGAUGUGACCGUUGAUAAGGGAAAUCCAGAAUAUGAAAAACAACUUGAUAAAGGGUCAAAUCUCGUGAUAUCACCUGGACCAGAUGCAAAGAGUCCAGCUACUAAAGAUGAGAAGAACAAAGGUGACCAUAACAAUAUUAAUGAUGAGAAAAAGGAAGAUGAAGAAGCUGGUGGCUACGAUGAUGAAUAUGACGACGAGAACAACGAGGACGAAGAUGACGAAAUUAUCCUCUUUCAGAAAAGAGUCACUUUGUCGGUCAUUAUCGGGAAUAAUCAACCCAAGACUGUUGGCCUCGGGGAGUUGCUUGUUCUAUAUGACGAUGAGUUCUUUGGUUCACGCGUCACAAUGCAGGGAGAUGAUGGCAAUGUCAUAUGUAACCAUCUGGUUGCCACGGAGACAAGAAUUCAGAGGAAUCGUAAGAAAAAGUUCUGUGAAUGGGAGGCUAUAGACUACGCCACAAAUCAACCAAUCAGGCGGACUUUCCGGGCACAGUUCAGCUCAGAAAAUGCUGCGGAAGAAUUUGAGAAAAUGAUCAUAGAGGGCAAAGAGUUUGCAACACAGUCAGGGAUAUACGAGAGAGAUAUAGGUUGCGCAAUGCCCCGGGAAAUUGACAUUCCGGAAGUUACCGGAGGAAGUGUUGAAUCUUGA